AUGAACAAAACUUAUCUAGAGCUCAAAGCUGGUAAAUGGGUAUCUUGUAAUAACUAUUACUGGAAAAUUGCAGAGUUAAGAAAAAUUAGAUUAUGGAAAAGUAACUUUGAACUUGACAUAUCUCUUGAUAAGGAUAUUAAAGAGUGUACCAUUUUCGAAGCGGAAUUGCUGGGUGUUACUACAAAGUAUUUCUUUCCAAAGGCUGAAUACGCAGCCAUUAAAGUCAAGAAUGGCGAUAAGGAACUAUGGGCAUCCGAAAACCGUACGUAUAAAAAGGGAGUAAAGGGACUACUCGAUGGAUAUGACGAUUACUGUCGCUAUUGUGUCAUUCAUAAAAAAAGGGGUGUAGAAGUAUUAAAGGUCACUGUCGUGGAACUCCUCUCAACGAGACAUAAAUGCUUUGAAAAGAAGAAUGGUGGAUGGGUAUCCAUCGAGAAGAAAGACUAUGAUAAGAAGAUAGAGGAGAUGACUGGAAUUUCGACCGUAAAGAUUUCUGAUCCAGCUACCAAAGUGCAAACGAAUACUCAGGACUCCAUCAAUACCGCUCUAGAGUCCCUAAAACCUACAGAAAAAGGUUCUUCUACUACUACUCCACCUCAUCAACCUGAGUCUUGA
Messenger RNA from Theileria equi strain WA, 615 nucleotides. RefSeq lists its product as hypothetical. Lineage: Eukaryota; Apicomplexa; Aconoidasida; Piroplasmida; Theileriidae. The coding region runs from base 1 to 615 and encodes 204 amino acids. The transcript has a single exon. The record is from RefSeq and is a predicted model, not a curated record.